This is a messenger RNA of Anopheles darlingi, 2307 nucleotides long. RefSeq lists its product as uncharacterized. Bases 1890 to 2231 code for a protein of 113 amino acids. The transcript has 3 exons. The record is from RefSeq and is a predicted model, not a curated record. Lineage: Eukaryota; Metazoa; Arthropoda; Insecta; Diptera; Culicidae.
GGGGGGGGGGAUUGAACUUAGUAGAUCAGGCGCGCCACGUACCGGACCUGUGUUAUCUCUGAUCCGCACGUCGUUUGUACCUACCCAGAGACUGUUUGUGGUACCCCGGUAUGUGUGCAUGCUGUGUAUGACUGUGUGCGUGUGUGCAUGUACGUGUGCUAUCUAAGGUGAAACUAAAAGAAUCUAGUAUAACGAGGGUCAGUGGCUUGUACUUUCAACGAAACAAAUUCAUUAUUCUGUUCCGGUUUUAUAACAAAAAUUAAAAAGGUAGUUGAGUGUAUAUGUAGCGAGAGGAAGCUGAUGAUGUCAUACAAUCCACCGAAUUUCUCUUCAAAAAGAAAUACUAAAAGGAAAAACAAGACACUGCAAAACAAUCAUGAACUUAGACUGUCGAAAAUACAUUGGUUGAAGAACAAGACGAAGAAAAAAAAGGAAGCAUAUACAUAUACAUAUGUAUCUUUACGUUGAUAUUUAGUCAAGCAAGUAGUAGAUCAAACAGGAAAACGGUGUGUAAUGUGAUGUUCCGUUCCGUUUAGAACAGCGCGACCGUGUAAUCGCGUGUAUGGUCAAUCUCUCAUAUGUAGAUAGCGCUGAUUGUGUUUCAUGUUCCCUUUGAAACCGUUUUAUGCAUUUCACCUAGAAGGUAACGACAAGCGCGGGCUACUACGAUGUUAUGCUGUAUAGUUGCCGCCCCUCUUUUCCAUUCCACAAUCUCAAUUGAAACAUUCUCGAACAUAUUCGGAUCUGCUUGGCCUCCUCGCUGUUAGGUUCUCGUUCUCCUCCUCCCUUUCCAUUCCUUACUCCGCACCCUUAUCCGUAGACCCAUGAGAUCUAGUAUUUCUGUGCGCCAUUGGUGUACUGUGUAUGGUUUGUAUCAGAUCAGUAUUUCACGCCCAACCCGCAGCAUAUGUUGAAGCAAGUAAAAUAACAAGAAAAACAAAAUACAAAAGAAAAGGAGUAAAACACAUGAUGAGUAGAGAGUACAGUACGUUGAUGCCUAUUAGUAGAGAAAUUAUGCUUGCAUCAUUUAUGUACCAUUCCUAUAAUAGAAUCGGACAACGCAAACGCGGUGGUAACUAGAGAGCACACGUUGUUGAGAAAAGGAAAGAAGGAUCGAUCAAUGAAGGACAAAUAGCGGCAUAAAAACCGGAGCAGGAACAAACAUGAAGCAAGUGCAAGACAGUAGGAGAAGCAGCAGCAGCAUCUGUAACUUACCACACUCAAAUUUUUGGCAACAGAAAUGUUAUUGAAAUGUUAUCAUUCGGUCAAAUGUUGAAAUGUUAGAAUUAAAAAUAAACGAACUCGUGGAGAAAAACAAAAAACAAACCAACAACCACCCGUGUCUAGGCGGUCAACUUUGUAGUAUUCCGCUUUUUGUUCGCCUUUCGGUCUCUACACGGAGAAUUUAUUAUUUCCAAUGAUCCCUGACACGCUCUUAUUAUGCAACAACGCCAGCGAAGGUCCCGACAACAAAAAAAAGAGUUUUUCGUCUCCCGAUUGUCCGUGUCUUUCUAAUGAUGUAGCGUAGCGAAUGCGGUGGACAUGACAUACCGCAACAAUUAAAAUGUUGUUUCCGAUCUGCCCGCGGCACUCUACCGCACUACCGCCUCGUGUUGGGGGCUGAAAAAAACCCGAGGCCAGUUUAACGGUAAGAAUUAUUGAAAAAAAAACCCCUGGCCCGGAAAGUCCAGACGGUGUUAAGAAGCUAUUGAUAGUGCUUAUCGCAAAACAUGCUCCGUAUUUGGUUCGAUUAUUCCGGGUCGGCCUCACUUCUUUCCUUGCUGCGCGCCUCAUCGACCGCACUAGAACAUUAUGGCUCAGGUUCUUUUGAGCCAGGUCUUAAUCUCGUCUAGUGGCUCUACGUGUGCAGAUAGUGUGUGAGGGCCAGGAUGGACAUUUGGUACACAGUGACACUAUGGAUGUGCGGAUUCUGCAGUUUGUGUGCAUUGCUGUACAUAUGCACUGUACGGGCACAAUUGAGGAGCUGGAAGGGAAAAGGUAAAACUUCGCAGCAGCAUAGGCAAAUAACGAUCCAAAAGCCAAACCCAACGGCAGGUAGUUUCCCAGUCUUGGUUUACGUUAUUCAGCCAGAUGUCAAGCCCACGCCUUGCUUUGUGAAUUUAAAUUAUGAUGAUUUACUCAAAAAUAAAAAGGAUCGCAAAGCCGAAUUAUUGCGCAUCGAACCGAUCGUGCAUGGCAGCACGGUGAACUUGGUGUCCAACGUGAUUUGAUAGUGAUAUUACUGUCGUCAUCUUAUUUAACGAAUCAUCUGUAAAAUAAUUUCACCGUCGCGUUCAUCAAUAAAAU